AUGACCAGCCGUGAAACAAAAGAACGCCCACAGUCGCCUCCACCUCCUUGGAGUGUACUCGAGUUCACCUUUAGCAAUAGAAACACAGACUCGGAACUAGUCAUCACCUGCUGUGGCAAGCGAUUUUCCCUCCACCUCUUCGCCGAUAACUUUACCGAGUCGCCGCGGCUGAAAGAACGCUAUCUCUUCUUCCUGGAAGUUGCUGAGCACUACGAGCUGGACGGGCUGACCGUCGAAGACUUCUAUGACUGGGCUGCCGAGCCGCUGUUUCCCCUCUUUAGGAACCUACCGCAUCGCGACAAAGAUCAGACAUACACCCUUCACGAUUUUUUGUUUCCCGAAUCCUUUGUCUACACAUUGCGAGCUGUCUCCGAGAGGCUAGUCCCCAUACCCUACGAGGAGAGUAAGGGUGGUAACGCGCCGAGAUUCGGUGUGCAUCUUGCAGAUGAGCUAUGCUCUCCUUUCAAAACCCUCCUCCCCUCUGAUGUCCAGAUCUGCGAAGAGCCUGUUAUCGGGCCACCCUCCGGGGUGCCAGGCAAAGUGCGUCUUAAGGACGGGAUCCUCGCCUUCUUCAAGUUCAUUCGCUGCGGAGACAAACACUUCCUCGAGAACGAACUCAAUAACUAUAAGGCGAUUAGCGAGGCAAACCCAGACGAUAGCUUGCGAAUUUCUCGACUCUAUGGCCUCGUGCGGGACGAGGCUGGCGUGGUCUUUGGCCUUUUGCUCGCCUACAUUGACUGCGGACGUGUGACAUUGUCUUGUGCUGUGAAGCCAGACAUCGCAAUGCCCUUGCGAGAGAAGUGGAUUGUGCAACUCCAAUACAUCAUCAACCAGCUGCAUGCGGCUCGUAUUGUCUGGGGAGAUGCUAAGCCGGACAAUGUCCUGAUUGAUAGGAAUGAGGACGCGUGGAUCAUCGACUUCGGCGGUGGCUAUACAGAGGGCUGGGUGCCUAAGGAACUGGCCGGGACAGUAGAAGGGGAUUUGCAUGCGCUUAAGAAGAUCGUUGAGUUUGUUAGCGCCUAG
Eremomyces bilateralis CBS 781.70 is the source of this 1023-nucleotide messenger RNA. RefSeq lists its product as uncharacterized. Gene Ontology annotation, biological process: protein phosphorylation. Gene Ontology annotation, molecular function: ATP binding; protein kinase activity. The record is from RefSeq and is a predicted model, not a curated record. The transcript has a single exon. The coding region runs from base 1 to 1023 and encodes 340 amino acids. NCBI's taxonomy places the organism in Eukaryota, Fungi, Ascomycota, Dothideomycetes, Eremomycetales, Eremomycetaceae.